Molecule: messenger RNA, 4144 nt
Organism: Girardinichthys multiradiatus
Lineage: Eukaryota; Metazoa; Chordata; Actinopteri; Cyprinodontiformes; Goodeidae
Gene: vwc2
Product: von Willebrand factor C domain containing 2
Exons: 3
Coding region: 698-1606 (302 amino acids)
Biological process (GO): negative regulation of BMP signaling pathway
Cellular component (GO): AMPA glutamate receptor complex
Molecular function (GO): protein binding
Source: RefSeq, a predicted model, not a curated record
AGCUUUUUAAAAAUGUGCAUCCUCUGCAGCUAAUCCAAUGACUUUUAGUUGGUGUAAGUCACCUCCUCUGAGCUGAAAGUGUUUCAGAAAGUGACAUUUUGUUGGCUUUCUUGCAAAAAGAUGGAGCAGAUUGACUUUUACUUUGAAAUUGACACUGCGGCUCCCCUAUCUCUGAAAGCUGUUGUAAAGUUAUCUUUCCAGAACAGCAUUAUGUUCUAUUUUCAAAUCAAUCUCUCUUUAUGUACCAUUGGCUGUGAUUCAUUUAAAAGAAACAGACAUUGAUCCCAGCUCUCUUCUCCAUGAGGUGUUUAGCAGGGUGACAUUCAGUUCCUUCAUUGGUCAUUUUCCCCUACCUCUUAACACUGCAGAGACUGAUUGAUGCUGCGAAUUGUUACAGUACCAAGCAUUAUCGAUUUCCUAACACAGCUUUGUGUCUACUUCCUUUCCUAAUGAUCCAAUUCACUGAUGCUACAUGCUUGCCUCGCACUCAGCGGAUUGUUUGGUUGACGGAAUGAGACUCAUGCAGCUCCAGGAGCCGAACGAGACAAAGUCAAAGCUGGGAUAAAAAAAGUGACAAAGCUCAGAGCACAUAAUCCCAGUUUAAUUUUCUCUUUCCAGAUGGACUGGCUCGCACCUCAGAUGUGAACUGUGUUAUGUGAGCCAAGGUGUUUUCCCACCUUGCUGGUGGUGGGAAGAGAUGCUGCACUCCAUUACCAUGGCAGCAGAGGUUCUUCUUCUUGGGUUCCUGAUGAGCGGCUAUCUGUGCAAUCCCAUAGCGACCCUACCGGUGAGCCGGGACCGUCUGGAGAAGGUGCUAACCCAAUCCCGGGAGGACAAACAGCAGGACAAGCAGAGCCACGAGGAGCAUCUGGAAUAUGCCGCUCAGGAAACCAAUGCCUUUGGCCCCAACAGGACUUCCCUGGAUCUCACCAGGCCAAACUUCAGCCCCCUGACACGAGGAUCAAAAGGCGGUAAAUACCAGGAACAGUGGAGUGAACAGGACAGUCUAAACCAAAUAGAUGAGGGGCCCACCAGUGAUGUUGCCCUCUCCCUGGAUGCCAUUGAUGAGUAUGCCUACCCAGACUACAGAGGGAAAGGCUGCAUGGAUGAGAGCGGCUUUGUGUUUGCCAUUGGCGAGGAGUUUACCCCGGGCCCUUCAACAUGUCCUUGCCUCUGCACGGAUGAGGGGCCUCUGUGCACCAAGCCUGAAUGUCCCAAGGUCCACCCUCGCUGCAUAAAAGUGGACACCAGCCAGUGCUGCCCUCUGUGCAAGGAGAAAAAGAACUACUGCGAGUUUCGGGGCAAGGUCUACGCAUCGCUCGAAGAGUUUAAGGUGUCUCCAUGUGAGAAGUGCCGGUGUGAGCCCAGUGGAGAGGUGCUGUGCUCGGUGUCCGCCUGUCCUCAGACUGAGUGCGUGGACCCAGAGUACGAGCCUGACCAGUGUUGUCCCAUCUGCAAGAGCGGGCCCAACUGCUACGCGGACACAGAGGUGAUACCAGCCGGCAGAGAGGUGAAGAUUGACGACUGCACAAUCUGCUACUGCACAUACGAGGAGGGCACAUGGCAGAUUGAACGGCAGGCCACCUGCAGUAAAAACGAGUGCUAACAAAGCUAAAGACUAGCACAGGUGAGGAGGGGCGGAGGAGGCAACAUCCUCGCCAAUCCACUUGGACACUCCCAUCAGGGUUGCACUGCGGCGCUCCAACAAUUCAGCAUUUAUAUGGCGGUCACUUCUCCACCACUAGAAAUGCUUUUAUGAAAGUUUCUAAUCUUCACACAGAUUAUCUAUUUAUCUAUGUAUUAAAUUAUUUCAGAAUAUAUUCAGAAUAUAAAUUCAUGCUAAACUAGUGAGAAAAUAUUUUUUUAUAGUUUCUGUAUUUUAAUAAGCAAUGUACUGGACCAGAGGUCAAUAACAACAAAAGAAUGUACAGAACACCGAAACACAGCUGUCUCUGGACGUGAAAAACCUCAAUGUCUAAAUGUGUGGUGUCAUCCUGACCUGUCCCGAAACCAGCCCCACACCCUCCCAGUACCAGUCCGGAAAUUACUCCUGACACCAGACCAGACACCAGUUCAGACAACAGCCUCACACCAGUCCUGUUACCAGUCCAGACAUUAGUCCUGACCAGUCCCAACACCAGUCCAGAAAUCAUUCCCGACACCAGCCCCACGCCCUCCCGGCACCAUUCCUGACACUAGCCCAGACACCAGCCACACACCACUGCUGACACCAUUCCAGAAAUUAGUCCUGACCUGUCCCGACACCAGCCCCACACCUAUCCCAUCACCACUCUAGACACCAGCCUCACACCAGUCCUGACACCAGUCCAGAUAUUAGUCCUGACCUGUCCCGACACUCAGCCGACGCACAUCCCGGCCCCAGCCCCAGACCAGUCCAGACACCAGCCCCACGCCUCCCGGCACCACUCCGACAUCAGGCCAGAAAUCACUCUUGACACCUUUCCUGACACCAGUCCAGACACCAGUCUCUCUACUACCAAAGUGCAGACCAGACCAUCUUGACCACCAAAGAUGGCCAAAGAGUUCCUGUGUAAGAUGAUCAAGUUCAAAGUAAAUACAGAGAACUGCAAAAGUAUUCACACCCCUGGACAUUUCCAUGUGCUGUCACCUCAGUGUUUUUAUUGGGAUUCUAUGUGAUAGACCAACAAAAGUAGUGCAAAAUAGGGACUUAGAAAGAAAAUUAUAUAUGGUUUUAGAAUGUGAAAAUCCUGUAUGCUACCAAAAAAUGUGAAAAGAGUGUUCUGCAUUUGUAUCCAGUUGAUCAGUGAAAAGUAUAAGAGUAUGGACCAACUAAAUAUCUAUAUGGCCUUCCACUCAAACUGACAGUACGAGCAUUAUUUGGAGAAGAAGCCAAGAGGCCCAUGGUAACUCUGGAGGAGCUGCUGAGAUCCAGAACUCAGGAGAGAGAUUCUGUCAACAGGAAAACUAAGUUGUACACACCACAAAUCUGGCCUGUAUAAAGUCUUAAGAAGACCCCCCUUGUUAAAAGAAACCCAAAGUCAGAUGUAAAGUCCCAAAAGAAAACUAUUAGUCAUGUAGUCUACAAAUAUAGAUAUUUUGUGGAAGGGUGGUGCAGAGAAAGCAAUUAGAUGAGCAGUUUAAGGCUUGCAACAAGCCAUGUAGGAGGCAAUGCCAAAAGGUGGUAGAAGAUGCUCUUGUAGUCAGAUUAGACCAAAACACGUUACCUUAAAUUCAAAAAGUAAUUUGUGGCAGAAAACUAACACUACAUACCACCGUAAACACACACUUCCCUGUAUCACUGUGGAUUGUGUACUUCCGAACACACCAUAUUCAUUGUGAAACAUGGUGGUGGCAGCAUCAUGGUGCAUUUCUGCAGCAGGGACUAGGAAACUGCUCAGCGCCUAUGGGAAUAGGGAUGGAGCUAAAUACAGGGCAAUGAUGGAAGGAAAUCUGUUAGAGGAUGCAAACAACAGGGGUCAGCAGAACAACCACCCUAAACAUACAGCUAGAGCUACAAUGGAAAGGUUUAGAUCAAAGCAUUUUCAUGUGUCAUAAUGACCUAGUUAAAGUCCAGACCUAAAUCUAAGUGAGAAUCUGUAACAAGACAAAUGCUCUCCAACCAAUUUUCAUCUAUUUUGCAAAUUUCACAAUGUCAGUCUCUAUGUGUGGAAGGUGGUAGAAACACAUACCCCAAAAUAUCUGCGUCAGCUAUUAACCGUAUGACUCAGGGGACUGAAUAUAAAUACAUGCAACUCUUUUAAGAUUUUUAUGUGGAAAAAAAAAAGAAAACUCAUGUUUAUUUUCCUCCCACUUUAAAAAAAUCACAACGAUGUUUGCAGUUGUAACAUAAAGAAUUUGGGGAUAUGAAAAAUCAAAGGGUGUGAAUACUUUGGGGAGGCAGUGUUGGAGUGAAAGAAAACCGGAGGGAAAUUUUAGAGGACUCAACUGUUUCUGCGUUUCUUUCAUCAUUUCUGGAUGUUCAAAUGUGCAUUGAUUUAAAAGUGCUUUUUUGUAUUUCUCUUCAUAUUGGUGUUCAUGUUUGAAAUAAAUGCCAAUCUGUGCUCUGUAAAUGCUCAAAUAGUAACUUUUUAUAGUUCAUGUUGGUGGUGUUUUGUAUCGACAGUCUUACAAAUGAAUAAAAAUGUUCCUGGUUUUAUUUGAA